Molecule: messenger RNA, 3494 nt
Organism: Xiphophorus maculatus (southern platyfish)
Lineage: Eukaryota; Metazoa; Chordata; Actinopteri; Cyprinodontiformes; Poeciliidae
Product: semaphorin-4D-like
Exons: 9
Coding region: 1699-3396 (565 amino acids)
Biological process (GO): neural crest cell migration; positive regulation of cell migration; axon guidance
Molecular function (GO): chemorepellent activity; semaphorin receptor binding
Source: RefSeq, a predicted model, not a curated record
CAACCGCUCUGAAAACACAUUUGUCCGCUCCUCUCUUUUUAUUACUUUCGGAGUCCCUAUCACAGAGAGCACUGCAGCUCUAAGUUAAGCACAGCCUGUUUUAGCCUUUGAACGUUAAUAAGCAGAUCUGACAUCUGUUUAAUACGCAAGUCUAUUUUUACAUUUUAAGAUGAGCAACUUCCAAAUAACAAAAAGAGAUUAUAUUUGUUACAUGACGGGGAGGGGGAAAACAGCGCUAAUGCUUGGGACUUUUCUGUUUUCUGCUUAGCACAUUUUAGAGUAGAAAUGCAUCUCAAUUCUUAACUUGUAGAUAAUUUGUGUGAUGUGUGAAAGAACAAAAUUUAAAAAAGAAAAACUCCUGAAGAUUGAAGGCAAUGCUAAGCUGUCUGAAUCAAUGAACUGCUUUUCACAUUUUCACAGAGUCAAGCAUUUGAAGGGGUGGGGGCAAAACACUUCAUCACUUAGUUGCAGUGCUAAUGACAAUCACUAACUAAACACAUGUUAUCUUGCACUAGAUUAUUCGGUUCCAGACACAGGGUAAAACAGAGCAAGUUGUACAUCUUCACUGCGACGGUUUUAUAGCUAUCUAGCAGGUCAAAAGAAGAAGAAGUUCCUGCUGAGUAAUAAACCCUGUGAGCACGGUUGUCACUGCUUUUCUUCAGGGAGGCCCUCUUGUAAAAAGGAAACAAAGUAAUUCAACAACACAGAAACAUUCUUUAUGCUGAAAGAAAAGAAAACAAUAAAGGCAUGUAAGACAGAUCAUUAUAUAAGCAACACUAUUAGAAUACAUGAAACAACAAAUAUUUGAUAAUAUAUACAUUUCACCUAACAUUAAUGGAGAGAGACUUGGUCUGGUUGCAAAAUGUAAAUAUCUUGGAGUCAUUGUUAACCCAAAUCCAUCCAUCCACCCAUUCUGCAAUUAUUUUUAUUUUCAUAUGCUGGUGAUAUGCAGCUGUAAGUAUAGUAAAAACCCAUCAUGUCUUUCUUCAAGAGGACAAUGAAAACCUGUGACAAGAAAUUGUUCCAUUUUCAUUAUUAUAAAAUUAUUAACAAGCAUAAUGUUUUAAACCUUGAUUCUUGACAGAUAUAUCAUGAAGUCCGUAUUAUUUUAAAAGUUUUGAAUGGGCUUGCCCCACCACCGUCGGUUGAUUUUAUUCAGAAACGGCAAAUAAAGCAAAAUAAAAACCAGAGAACAAACCAAAGGAGACCGCAACAUGCUGAGGCACAGAACAGUUUUGACAGAAGGUGGCGUCUGUUAGACAUAUUCAUGGAGCGGACUAUCAGCCUACAUCAAAGACAGUAAAAACUACACAAUUUUAAAAAAGCAUCGCAAGCAUUGGUUGAAUGCAAACCAGUUCAUAUUCAUUCAUAAUGUCUUGUGCUGUUACUGUCUUUUGUCCAGUGAAUUGCAUGGUAAGGUAUUUUGUUUUUGUGCUCGCUUGUCUUGGAACAAAAUACGAAACUGAGCUUUUGUACUAACUUCUGCAUAUUUACAUGAAUUGUGGUCAUAUUGAUUAAUGUGCAUUGCCCUAAUCAAAUAAACUAAAAUAAAUUAAACAUUUUAAAGUGUUAAUCCAUCAGAAAACAUCUUCACAACAUCCAGUUUAAGACAACAUCUUUUUUCUCCAGUUCUGAACAUCUGUACAACAAGGUUAAUGGUUUGAGUGGAUCUCACCCGUGCUGAAGGAUUGUUUUGUAAUGAUUAGUUUAAAAAUUGUAAAACAUUUUCCUGUGCUAUCAAUAGGAAACACUUUAUAUACCGCUGGCUCCUUAAACUUCCUGGGAACAAGAAUGGCUUUCCAAAAACAUGCACAGAAUCUGAUCAAGAAUGAAGAUGGAUUCAUUUGGUUCUUUGAGCCCACCAUAAUUUCCAUGCACAUGGCUGAAAUAAACAAAAGUUCAGAGAACAAUGAGGACGACAACAUGUUCUUGUUCCUCAUCGAGAACGGUAUUGAAGAACCACGCAACCUGCGGCUGUCGAGAGUUGCACGAGUGUGUAAAAGUGACGUGGGAGGAAUGAGAAUGUUGCGGAGAAAGUGGACCUCUUUCCUGAAAGUCCGUCUGGACUGCCCGUUCGGAGACAUAGGCUCUCCCUCUCUGGUGCAGGAUGUCUUUCUUCUACGAGAUGAAAAUAAUUUGAUGAACAGCGUCUUCUACGCAACAUUCAUCCUAAACCCGGAGCCAUCCAGUACCUGCAGUCAGUCCGCUGUCUGCGCCUACAAGCUGUCAGACAUCAGGCAAGUUUUCAGGGGGAACUUUAUGACUGAGACUGCUUAUGGCACCUGGGUGAGGUUCAUGGGAGCAUUACCUUCCCCUUAUCCUCGUUCAUGUAUUAAUGAUGAAAUGCGAGCCAGUGGUGUGAAGACCUCUUAUGACCUCCCAGACUCAACCCUGCAGUUUCUGAAGAACCAUCCUCUGAUGGAGGGAGCAGUGACGCCGCUCACUGGGAAACCCCUGCUGGUCCGGUCUAUGGCCCAGUUCUCCAAAAUUGUUGUUGACAAAGUAACCUCUCUGGAUGGAGAGCAGCACAACGUCAUGUUUAUUAGCAACAACUCUGGUUGGCUGCAGAAGGCGGUGUGGUCUGGUGAUGAUGGAGGGCGAAUCAUUGAGGAGUUGCAGCUGUUUCAGGAUCCUCAGCCCAUUCGCUUCCUUCAGCUCUCUAGAAGAGGUCAGCUGUACAGCGCAACUAGAACUGCUGUUGCUCAGCUCAGUGUGAGGGACUGCAGCCGCUACACAUCCUGUGCUGACUGCCUUAUAGCCAGAGAUCCAUACUGUGGCUGGGACCACCUCAAAGGCCUGUGUGCUGCUGUUGCUGGUGCUUCAAACUUCUCCAUGAUCCAGAACCUCAUUGAUGGUGAUGCUACAAUGUGCCCAAGCUCUCAUUUAUCAAAGCAGAUUACCGACAUCCACCUCACAGCUGACGUCGCACAGUUCCUCCCCUGCUCCCCUGAUACCAAUCUCCCCAUGAGAUGGCGCUUCUCUGGUAAAAUCCUUGAGCCCGGUCCCCGACACAUUCUGCUCAGCCAGGGACUCGUUUUAACACCUUCCUUCACUGAUGAAGGCCUUUACACCUGUGAGACAGUGGAAGUAGUUAAAGGCAGAGAGCACAAGAAGGCGGUGAUCCAGUACAACGUUAAAGUUUCAGAGGGUGGGGUAAACUGGCUUCAGGCUAUAGUUAUCUCUUUUUUAGCUGUUUUUUGUGUCCUGUGUGUAAUGCUCAUCAUCUCCGUAUGCUGGAAGAAGAAAUCUCGAAACCGUGUUGGCACUACCAGUGUGAGUUAUGAUAGCACUGAGCAACCAGAGUGGAAGACAGAGUCCUGCAGCUGUGAGAGUGAUCCUGAUACUAAGAAAACCAUACCAAAUGGGGUGGAAAAGAAGAAAAAAUCUACAGUAUAAAACAAAUUUAUAGUUUCAUAACAGAACAACCCACUUUUGUUACACUUUGUGCAUCACUGCCAUCAACUCUGUAAAAAUAAAUGACGAAAAUGAUUAAA